This is a messenger RNA of Naegleria gruberi, 927 nucleotides long. RefSeq lists its product as uncharacterized. The coding region runs from base 1 to 927 and encodes 308 amino acids. The record is from RefSeq and is a predicted model, not a curated record. NCBI's taxonomy places the organism in Eukaryota, Heterolobosea, Eutetramitea, Acrasida, Naegleriidae. The transcript has a single exon.
AUGAACACUAACAACGGUGAACCUACAAAAGAAACAAAGGAAGAGGUAGCAACUUCCCCAACUCCUAUUAAUGAUAGUACUAAUGAUGCUAUGGAAACAAAGGAAGAGUUAGAAACUACCCCUAGUAAUGAAAGCACCAAUGUUACUAAUGAGACAAAGGAAGAGUUAGCAAGUGUUUUUCAAGCUACCAUACCAAACGCUCAUCAUAACUCUCAAGCAAAUAUGGAGGUUUUCAUCAGUCUUCUUGAUCAAUUUAGAAUUGACAACAUUAAGGAGAGGAACAGAUAUCAAGAAGAAAUGAAGACACUUCAAGGUGAAAUGAAGUUAAUGGCAAAGCAGCAACAGGAUCAAACAGAGAAGACAGAAAAGAAGCAUCAAGAAGAAAUGAAGACACUCCAAGGUGAAAUGAAGUUAAUGGCAAAGAAGUAUCAAGAAGAAAUUAAGACACUUCAAGGUGAAAUGAAGUUAAUGGCAAAGAAGCAUCAAGAAGAAAUGAAGACACUCCAAGAUGAAAUGAAGUUAAUGGCAAAGAAGUAUCAAGAAGAAAUUAAGACACUUCAAGGUGAAAUGAAGUUAAUGGCAAAGAAGCAACAGGAUCAAACAGAGAAGACAGAAAAGAAGCAUCAAGAAGAAAUUAAGACCCUCCGAGGUGAAAUGAUAUCUUUGAAAAAGGAUCACAAAGGAGAAAUCAGCAAUCUUACUGAAUUUGUGAAGCACCUUGAAGAUGAAGUGAAGUACCUUAAGGAUCUUAUUGACAAGAAUGAAAAGGAACAACAAAUUGUUACUAAUAAUUGGAAGGAUUUGAUUGCCGAAAAAGAUAAGAAAAUCUUACAUCUUCAAUGUAACGAACCUUUUAGCAAAGGAGUUUGUGGAUGCAAAUGUGGUGUUUGUCGUCAAUGUAUGGGACAUUCCUCAAUUAGCCAAUGA